Messenger RNA from Aaosphaeria arxii CBS 175.79, 3135 nucleotides. RefSeq lists its product as uncharacterized. Gene Ontology annotation, molecular function: metal ion binding. Gene Ontology annotation, biological process: protein processing. Gene Ontology annotation, cellular component: mitochondrial matrix. Lineage: Eukaryota; Fungi; Ascomycota; Dothideomycetes; Pleosporales. The transcript has 2 exons. The coding region runs from base 1 to 3135 and encodes 1044 amino acids. The record is from RefSeq and is a predicted model, not a curated record.
AUGCUGCGCUCGACUCGAUGGCAGGCUUCAGCGCGCCGCGCUCUUCCCUCCUUAAGGCUGGGUACCUCUAUCAACCGUCGUGGCUUCGCUGCUGUCGCCGAUCUCUCGAGCUUUCCGAAGGAAGGAGAGCAAAUCCACGGGUUCACACUUAAACGAGUCAAACAGGUACCCGAACUUGAAUUGACAGCCUUGCAGCUGCAACACGACAAGACGGGUGCGGAGUAUCUUCAUAUAGCUCGAGAUGACUCGAACAAUGUGUUCUCCAUCGGGUUCAAGACCAAUCCUCCAGAUGAUACCGGUGUGCCGCAUAUCUUGGAACAUACCACACUGUGUGGCAGCGAAAAAUAUCCGGUUCGUGACCCCUUCUUCAAGAUGCUACCACGGUCCCUUUCCAACUUUAUGAACGCCUUUACCUCGUCCGAUCACACGACCUAUCCGUUCGCCACUACCAACGCACAGGAUUUCAAAAACCUUCUUUCUGUAUACAUGGAUGCUACACUGAAUCCCUUGCUGCAAGAGAAUGAUUUUACCCAGGAGGGCUGGCGCAUAGGACCUGAGAAUCCCCUAGCUGCGCAGUCAGAAGAUUCGGAAGAGGCAAAGCGUUUGGUGUUUAAGGGUGUUGUUUACAACGAGAUGAAGGGCCAAAUGUCGGACGCAAGUUAUCUCUUCUAUAUUCGAUUCCAAGAUCACCUGUUCCCAGCCAUCAACAAUUCAGGUGGUGACCCUCAAAAAAUCACCGACCUUACCUGGGAGCAACUCAGGAAAUUUCAUGGUGAUCACUAUCAUCCCAGUAACUCGAAGAUCUUGACUUACGGAAACAUGCCGUUGAGGGAACACUUGAAAGAAAUCGACGCACGCUUAGCUCGCUUCGACAGAAUCCAGGUUGAUGAUGAUGUUAAGACCCCUAUCACUUUGGACAGCCCAAAACACGUAACCGUUCCAGGGCCGUUGGAUCCACUUGUGCCAGCCGACAGGCAACACAAAACUUCGGUGACCUGGCUUAUGGGUGAUACUGCAGACGUAGUAGAGAAUUUCUCACUGGGAAUCUUGAGCAAUCUAUUACUAGAUGGAUAUGGUUCGCCGCUCUACCGCAACUUGAUCGAAUCCGGAUUAGGCGCCGAUUUUAGUCCAAAUACGGGAUAUGAUAGUGCUGGAAAGGUCGGCGUAUUUUCUGUUGGCUUGAAUGCCGUGAAAGAGGAGGAUCUCCCGAAGGUUAGGGAAGCGAUCGCUACAACCUUUCUAGAAGCUAGAAAGAAUGGUUUUGAAAAGAUCAAAGUCGACGGAAUUCUACACCAACUGGAACUUUCCCUUAAACAUAAAACGGCACAUUUUGGUAUGGGCAUCAUGCAGAGGCUCAAGCCGGGUUGGUUUAAUGGCGUGGAUCCUAUGGAGGCUCUCGCUUGGCAAGAUACGGUGAAUGCUUUUCAAGAAAGGUAUGCACAGGGCGAUUUCCUCGAGAGUCUCCUGGACAAAUACCUUUUGAACGACAAUACCUUGACCUUCACCAUGGAGCCCUCGGGAACCUACAGCCAAGAAUUGACUGAUGAGGAAAACAAAAGACUCGCGGAGAAGAUCUCAGAGACGACAAAGCAAUUCCCAAGUGAGAAAGAGGCACAGGAGUAUCUAGAGAAACGCGAACUGGAACUACUGGAAGUUCAAGAAAAUGCCAGAAAUCAGGACUUGAGUUGCCUUCCCACAGUUCAUGUUACCGAUAUUCCUCGAGAAAAGGAGCGAAAGCCCCUUCGACAUAGCAACCUUGGAGACGUUAAGGUACAGUGGCGAGAGGCCCCUACGAAUGGACUUACCUAUUUCCGGGCUGUUCACGCCCUCAAAGAUCUACCGGAUGAGCUACGUGAAUUAAUCCCAUUAUUCACAAGUGCGAUCAUGCGCCUAGGAACUCGAAACAAGACGAUGGAGCAACUAGAGGAGAUGAUCAAAUUGAAGACUGGUGGCAUCAGUGUCGGAUAUCACUCAUCAUCAUCUCCGUUAUCGUUGACCGAUUACUCCGAAGGGUUGUCCUUCUCAGGAUUCGCACUUGAUCGCAAUGUUCCGGCCAUGUACGAGCUAUUGCGUACCAUCAUCCUGGAGACGGAUUUUGAUGGCCCGGAAGCGGAAAAGAAGAUUCGCGAACUACUCCAGAGCUCUGCGAGUGGUGCAAUCAACUCAAUUGCUGAAUCUGGACAUUCAUUCGCCCGCAUGUAUGCCGAGGCAGGAUUGUCUCCUGUUGGCCGAUUGAUCGAACAGACUGCAGGAUUGACCCAGAUCAAAUUGACCACAAGCCUUGCCUCGCGGCCUCCUACAGACUCAUUAAGUGACGUUAUAAAGAAACUCAAAACCAUCCAGGCUUUCACAAUUGCCAAUGGCAACAGGCUUCGAGUCGCUCUAACUUGCGGCAGUGAAAGCUCCACCGAGAACCAAGAAGCCCUUCGCCGUUUCCUGGACCGCCUGCCUUCGGAUGUGCCUGUGCCAGCGUCCACACCACAGGCUCAAUACCCCAGGAACUCGAAGUCAUUCUUCCCCCUCCCGUAUCAGGUUUACUACUCUGGUCGUGCCGUUCCGACAGUGCCGUACGUAGAUGCCCAGGGCGCUCCUCUCGAGAUUCUCUCGCAGCUCUUGACUCACAAGCAUCUUCAUCAUGAGAUCCGUGAAAAGGGAGGUGCUUAUGGCGGUGGUGCAUACUCUCGCUCUCUCGGAGGGUUGUUUGGCAUGUACAGCUACCGCGACCCGAACCCACAGAAUACGAUGAAGGUCAUGAGUGAAGCAGGAGAAUGGGCUCGUGACCGUACCUGGACGGCGCAAGACCUCGAAGAAGCCAAGCUGAGUGUCUUCCAAGGCUAUGAUGCGCCUCAAACAGUGAGCCAAGAGGGUAUGCGUUUGUUCCUGUCCGGUAUUACGGACGACAUGCUGCAGACAAGGCGUGAGCGCCUACUAGACGUAGCAGCGCACGAUGUCCAGAGGGUCGCUGAUGAAUUCCUUGUUAAACGAGCCCAAGAAAGCAGCAUAGCCGUUCUUGGAGAGAAGAAAGAUUGGGUGAACGAGGAUAACGAUUGGGAACUUAGGGAUCUAGGAAUGGCCGAGAAGAUCGAAGAGAUGGCCCAACAGCAACAGGUGCCAGAAGAUGCGGCCACGGCAUAA